AUGAUGCACGACGUCCCAAUUCACGGCCGCGGCUUCAUCCACGACAAAAUAAAGCAGAUGAUCAUAAUCAGCAAGGAGCCGGUGAUAGUGACGUUGAUCUCACCUGAGGGGCAGGAGUCCCCUAUCUCUUCGAGGUUUGGGAUGUCGACGUACGACGAGCAGAUCACGCACCGGAGCAACAUUCCGAAGGCCAAGACGGCGAUCAUCUCGUGGUUGUCAAUCGACAUGGACAAGGACACCAUGGAGAGUUUGGACCGUGCGGUGAUGAUAAUUUUUAUCACCAUGUUUCUGCCCGGGAUGACGAUCUUGGAGUUCUCGGCCUCACUGCAGACUACCGUCUUGGCGAAACUAGUCAGCACGAUGGGGAGGCUGUCGCCGUUAGCGAACAUCGUGGCCUCGCACUUGAUCGACUGGGAGCACAACGCCUGUAUCACCAUCUCCAUCCCCAGGUCGUCGAGCCUGAUAGGCCUCAUCAAGAUCCCGCUGGAGACGGAGAUCACCAUGACCAUCUUAGAGUCGAAGAUGUGCACGGUUUACAUGCCGGGCUCGCACUACUGGGACCACUUCCUCCCCACCGCGAGCACGUCGGACUGGUUCAUCCUGAAUGUGUACCCCAGACACCACCCGGUCCAGUCUUCGAAACCCGAGAUCGAGGUUUCCAUCUGCGAGAGCAUAUCGAUGGCGAUCUGGAUCGUUCUCGAUGUCAUCACCCGCAUCGACACCGUGCAAUCGGAGUCCAGGAAGUUCCUGUUCGAGGACUUCGACUUCUGGACGUCCAAGUGGCAGAACUUAUCGUCGCUCCUCACGCCAAUUGCCGAGACGAGUGCGUUGGUCUCGAUCAAGCCAGAGGUGGCGUAUGAGCAUGAGAUUGUCUCCAUGGGCUAG
This is a messenger RNA of Colletotrichum karsti, 885 nucleotides long. RefSeq lists its product as uncharacterized. Lineage: Eukaryota; Fungi; Ascomycota; Sordariomycetes; Glomerellales; Glomerellaceae. The coding region runs from base 1 to 885 and encodes 294 amino acids. The transcript has 3 exons. The record is from RefSeq and is a predicted model, not a curated record.